Racocetra persica is the source of this 493-nucleotide messenger RNA. Lineage: Eukaryota; Fungi; Glomeromycota; Glomeromycetes; Diversisporales; Gigasporaceae. The record is from the annotation of a GenBank genome assembly.
AUGCGGCAACAUCGGGCUGGUAAGAAGCAUAGUGACGCAGAUGCGCUUUCGCGGCAACACGACCCUCCGGAAGUCGGUAGUAAUAGGGUAGAGACAGAUGUUAGUGCACAAAAAUGUAGGGAAUGGUUACUCUCGUUAGCGGAAUGUGACGCUGAGGAAUGUGUAGAUGAGACGGAAUUAGGCGGAUAUACCGGUUGGAGUAUUGAAAACGUGGAAUUAACCGCUCACAACGACGAUGACGAAUGGGACGAUAAAGAGGAUGGUGACGAAAAGGAAGAAAAUGUAAAAUUAGAAGAAGGUGUAGAGUCGGAAAAUAACCUGCCAAGACUUAUAGCCCCUCUUGAGAAGAAUAGAACUGAAUCCAAGACGGUCCUAUGGUAUACGCAACAUUGUGGGUAUCGAUUGAUAGCGCAUGACCCUCGAAAUUUGUCGGUAUUACGAGAUUGGAUCGUUAGUGGAGCACGCCAAGAGUUGGCUCGAAGGGAAUACUUGU